GCCUGAGAGCCACCAAUAAUGCCAUCAUCCAAUCAGCCCCUAGCCUUCCCCACAAGCGCUCUAUUUGAGUGCCUCAGAAAUUUGCAUGUCUUUGUAACACCUUCAGUCACUUCCACUGUCCCCAGACUGGAUCCAACCUCCCAUGUGUCGUCUCGGCUGUUGACAUCGUCAACCAGCCCCUUUCUACGACAAGGCCGCCAAACAGAGUUUAAUCUGGUUACAACAAUGAGAAGACUGAUCUAAUCAUGAAGAUGCCUGGCCAAUUUGGUGCUUCCAGUUGUGACAGGACCGCACACCGUGACCGCAACUUCCCAUGCAGUUGCCCAACAGUGCCGAGGUUUUUCAAGCUUAUAAUACUCCCCCACCUCUCUCCUUCAACACUUGCUUCUUCCAUUCUUCAAAACCUUCCGGUCCGUCAGCUUUUCCAUCCCCACAUCGCCUCUAUUUUAUUCUCCAUAUUGUGUCUCCAAGUGCUUCAGAGUACGAGCUUCAUUAAGUCGAGAAAUCAUCAUACCAUAUAUUCAGCACCAACACGUUUGUCGAACGCAAUUUCUCGAUCACGGCACACCGCCUACCCCAAAAUCCAGUCCACGACUUUCAUCAGUCUCAAUCCUGAGCAUUCCCGUUCCUCCCUCGAGACACAAUCAUCUGACAUCUUUUCAUCAUCCAUAAGCACACAGACUGGCUCACAGAUAGUCAUCUCACGCACCAAGACGGCGCCCUUUCCACAUCAAACAUCUCUACAGACUAACUCCACUGAUCAUCAGUCAGACGAUCACUGUUGUCGCAGCCGUCACCAUAAUACCAUCAUCUCAGUCAUCAUUUUACAGCAUCGCAUCUUCACAUAAAACCCUUUUCACCUAUUCAUAAUCUGGUUCUCUGUUAGCAGUUUGCAUGUUAUAAAGUAUCACUCAACACAUUUCUCAUCUACAAACGGUAUCUAUACACCGAUCUUGACGUCUUUUCUCACCUCUCAUCCCUCCGUUGUUAUUUCACUUCGCGCUAUAAUGGAGCCCAUCAAGAUCAAGACCACCGUUCUCACCGCCGACGCUUUGGCGAAAGCCAUGGCCGAGAUGCAAUUCAUCCUUUCCCAGCUAACCCCCUCAGAGUACAAAGAUGCCCUGGCCAUCCAGUCAGGCGACGUUUCCGACCGAUCAGCUCAGAACCUGUUCUCCGACCCGGGGGGCAACGACUCGGUCAGCUCUGACCAAAACCUCACCACCACAACAACCCUUGCCUGUCCCAGUCAUCCAACCACCGACGAACCCACCACCACCGAGACAAAACCCGGGCAAAACAACUACCACAUCCUCCCGCACCCGGUCCCGGUCUCCAAAUCUGAGCCGCGGACUGUGAAAAUCGGCACGCUAAACAACAUCCCCAUCUACCACUACUUCUCCCACGCCGAGCAGUUCCUCGCAAGCCAAGAAUACGCCACCCCGUUCGGGAAGCGCUUCCUCCUCGACGAGCCAGACAGCUUGUUGCCUUCCGAUGACCCCUCUGACAGGGUUUUCCACCCUCCCCCCCACUCGGAGGAGUGGUGGCCCGGUCCGGGGAACGCAAACAGGGAUUUUCGAUUCAAGAAAUAUUUUGAGAUACGUAAGUCGGGGCUUGGGGGGUUAGGGGCGUUUGCUACGGUGGAUAUUGCGAUGGGUAGGGUUAUCUUGCUGGAGAGGCCGCUGCUGUUGACCACGCAUGGGAGGGUGGAGGAUGAUGUGUUGGCGAUGCGGCAGGAGGGGAAGGGAAUUUAUAGGAGCUUGGAUGGGGGAGGUGAGGUGGGGUGGGUGAGCAGGGUGAAGGAUCGGAAUUGCUUUGAUCUGGGAGGUGGGAUAGGUUUCUUUGGGAUUGCCUCGAGGUUCAACCAUGCUUGUCAGGGUGCGGCGAAUGUGAAUUAUAAGUAUGAUCAUCAGAGAAAGGUGAUGGUUAUGACGGCGAGGAGGGAUAUCAAGGCGGCGACGGAGCUGUUUAUUGACUAUGGGGCUGGGUCUUCGGCUUGCUUGUAUGCCAUGUAUGGGUUUGUUUGUCGGUGCGGUGGGGGGUGCCGGCGGUUGACGAGGAGGGAUUUGGAGGCCAUGGGGGCUGGGUUGAAGGAACUUGUGAAGUGGGGGUUGGCGAGUGAGAAGGAAUUGGCGUGGUGAUUGGGGGUUUGAUAGGGGGGAUGAAAUGCGGUAAUUUAUGUGGGUGAUUUUCUCGCAGUUUUUUUUUUUUUUUUUGGUUGUAUUUCGCUGCUUUGGUGAAUUGAACGUUGUGUUGAAGUUUUAUUGAUGGUCCUGGUGACAAGUUGGUUUACAACAUAACUAUUGAUACACGUCAGUAUAAACGUGUAUUGACCGUCGACUUACCAUGCGUGCUUCACUUGAUAAAUCCCCGCAGGGACAUCGUUGGAUCAAGGAAAAGGGGCUUCCAGGCGACAGGCUAGGGGUUAGGGUAUGAAGGUCUUGCCCCUUUUUGACCCCUAUUUGCUGAUGUUAUGCUGCUUCCACACCCAUCAUAGAUAAGCAUCAUGUUUCCAAGGGAGACCGGGCCUAUUGGUAGGGGCGCUCAACAGAAGAGGUAUUUCUGUUGCGCAUCAUGACAAAAUCGAGCAAUCUGCAACCAUAAACCCCAUCUGACAUCCGGGCAAGAGCUCAACGCAAAGGGUCCUCUCGUCUUUCGUGAAGCACACAGAAAGGGUUAAGGUUGAUUGAUGGCCUCGUUCGUAUUCCAAAGUUGAACACCCUAUCACACAUGCAAGCGUGAUAUGACACUAUACCACUCGAGAUAUUGAGGCGGCAGGAGACGGCAGGCCAUGAGGAGCUUAACUGGCGGACGGCAAGGCCAG
This is a messenger RNA of Podospora bellae-mahoneyi, 2821 nucleotides long. RefSeq lists its product as uncharacterized. Lineage: Eukaryota; Fungi; Ascomycota; Sordariomycetes; Sordariales; Podosporaceae. The transcript is spliced from 3 exons. The coding region runs from base 1008 to 2138 and encodes 376 amino acids. The record is from RefSeq and is a predicted model, not a curated record. Gene Ontology annotation, molecular function: protein binding.